Phymastichus coffea is the source of this 3286-nucleotide messenger RNA. RefSeq names its product nonsense-mediated mRNA decay factor SMG8. The transcript is spliced from 14 exons. The record is from RefSeq and is a predicted model, not a curated record. NCBI's taxonomy places the organism in Eukaryota, Metazoa, Arthropoda, Insecta, Hymenoptera, Eulophidae. Bases 354 to 3065 code for a protein of 903 amino acids. Gene Ontology annotation, biological process: nuclear-transcribed mRNA catabolic process, nonsense-mediated decay.
UACAAUAUGUCUACUGAAAAUAACGUAAGCAUGUUUAAAAAAGUACGUCAGCAUUUAAAAACUUAAAUAAUCAAAGAUCAUAUCAGAACUAGUAUAGGACAAGAUCAAACGAUAAAAACAGAUUAUAAUUUGUAAAAUUCCAUCAAACCUGCUUUGCUACAAUAGCGACCUGCGCAUUCGUCUACUGCACAGCUGAGUCUAAGCUGGCAUACAACUUUCAUUGACAUCGCCAUGAAACGAAACGGCUGUAAAAUAACCUCUAUGGAAAGUGUUAAAAAAUGAUACUUUUCACGAAACAUUGUUGACAAAUUAUUAUAUAUCGUCUUUUUGACAAACAGGCACGCUAGUAUAAAAUGCGGCCUCAAAAGUUUCGUAUUCCCUGCGAUAGCGAAAGUUUUCCAAACUUGGAUCGAAAGACACUGGUUGUUUCGGUUUUUGGCAAAAGUCAAUUUCGAGCCAAAGGUUGCAAGGCUGGAAUGUUCAGUUCUGUACUGCAAGUGGACCUCCUCGAAGAGCCAACUAUUGAUGAGAAUUUAUUUUGUGAAAUAGAGGGCUAUCAUGAUCCAAACACAAGAACUGUUUACCUGCAUUUAAACGGACUUCUAGACACCUAUAAUUUAGUAAAUGAAUAUGAUCAAUUUAUUGAAAAUCAAGAGCGCAAAGACUUUCUUAGUGCCUGGGCACAUAUGAGAAAUAAAUACUCAAGAGCACUGCUGGUACUCUUUCAUUUGUCUCAUGUCGUAAUUCUCAGCCAUCCAACUCACAAUUUUGACCAUAGCUAUGUUCAUUUAUUCAGAGCUCUUGAUGUAGUCAGACAAAAAACUUCAGACCAUUUAUCUGAUGUUCUGAGUACAAUAUCAGGCUUACCUAAAGAUUGGGUGUCAUAUGGAAGGCCUUGCUCACCACGUGUUUUAUUUUAUUUUGAAACCUGCCCAUCGUCGUUUCGUAAUCCACAAAAUGUAGCCAAUAUUAAGAAACUUGAACAUUCUUUAGAAGAUAGAAUAUAUCAAGUUUUGAGGAAGAACAGAAUAGUUACUAAUAUAAGCUCAAAUUCUUUGUUUGCAAUUCCAGCAAAUCAAGAAUUUGUAUUUGUAAAUACUGGUAAUCCUGACACUAGAGAUAUUCUAGCUUACAUGACUAAACAAUUGAUCAAAAGUUGUACAGUUACACCUGGUGUAUCAAGCUCAAAAAGUUUUGUAAAUAGUAAUCUGGUAGAUAAUUUUAAUGAUACUGGAGAAGACUUACACACAUUCAAACGGUUUCUUCAGCAACACAUUAGCUUAGCUUUUUCGAAAGGCUUUGAUGAUAAUGUGGGUCGUCAUGCAGCUCCAGCACAUUUUGAGAUACCAACGUUAUCACUAUUCUUUACUGUAGCCAACAAAUUGCAUGAAUUUUUUUUAAAAGGAAAUGAUAAAGGUCUUCAGAGUCUUCAUGGCCUACUAGAUACUGAUGUAAAGUUUAGCAAAAGCCGUUGUUCUAAAGUUUUACCCAGAGCUUUACAAGCUUAUCAAGAAAAUCUUCCGCAACACUACACUAGGGCCUAUCAUGAAUCGAAACUGGCUCAUGCAAUGGCUGUGUUUGAAAUGCAUGCAAGAGGACCUCUAUUUGAAGAAUUCAGUAAAAAAUUACAAGAAGAAUGUGAUAAACAUUGGCGAAAUGGUCGCCAAAUGUGCCAAGUUUUGUCACUCACUGGAAAUCCUUGUACAAAUCCCAUUCACAAAGGUGGUGGCGAGGGAGCUGGUGGUGGAGAAAUUCUUGAUACAAGAGAAGAUUUUAAUGAUCUGCCAAUUAUAGAACAUUGUAGUGGUGUAAGAUAUAUUUGUGCCUGCAAUUGCGGAAGAUGUCAAGGAUCACGUGAAGAUCCUUUCAAUCUCAAGCAAGCCAAUUAUGAUUAUUACCAAAUGUUAGCAAUGCAAUGUGGAUGCAAUCAGUUGGAAUGCUACAAUUUUCCAGUUUUUCAACCUAGCACUCACAAUUUCAGGGCAGCACAAUUAUUUUCUACUAAUCGUAAAGAUUCAUUAAAAGGUGAAGUUUCUACACCACAAGGUCCAACACAAGUCUGCAGUUUGGGAAUAAAUGUAUCCACUGCAGAUGAAAUCACAGCUUAUGGAAGUGGUGGACAAUCACCUCCAGCACAAAGUGAUCACAUCAAUGAAGAGGGUGACAAAAUUAGUUUCACCCCAGGUGAUGAGAACAAAGUUGUCAUCGCUGUCGCAGAGGCUGAUCCUGAUAGUUCUAAAGAUAAAUCUUUAAAUAGACAGCCGUCCACAACAGAAUAUUUACCAGGAAUGUUGCACAGUGAAUCUCCGUCUGGUUUACUUCCACAAUUCUCGAGCUGGUCUUUAAUAUGUUUGGGAUCAAGUAGUAUAUAUUCCCAUAACAUAGGAUUACAGCACCAGUCUGGUGUUCUUGGUUAUUCUGCAUUUUUACUGCCUUGGGAUGUUACUGUAAGAUUGGAGCACCAAAAAGAUAGAGGCUCUCUGUGGUCUUAUGCAAAUGAUAAUAAUCAGCACGGUUUUUGCUCCCGUGGUAAAAAUUAUCAAAACAUGAAUAUGAUGCGUGGAAGAAAAGCAAAAAGAGGAAAAGAACUACUUGUAAAGAUAUUCGUUGGAUUUGAAUAUGAAUGUCCUCGAGGACAUAGAUUUAUGGCUUGUACACCAGAUAAAAUAUUAAAAGUAACUGGAAUUGGCCCAAUGAAGGAAAAUGCAAAUAAAGUUACAUCUAGUACAGCGGAUAUGCCUUUAUACUUUCCUUGUCCUUGCAGACAACCCAAGUCUUUGAUUGCACAGCUAAUGAGAAUUCAUGUUGUCACACCCAAAGCUCCAGUUCAUAUAACAUUGAAUCCACGAGUUCAACCUGCUCCAGCUCCAUGUCCAACCUUUGUAACUGGAUGCGAAGAGCCUGUAAAACUUUCACAAAGUGCAUAUUGGAUUCUUAGACUUCCUUAUGUCUACUUGGGAGAUAAGGCUCCAUAUUUGCCGCCCAAGGAACCAGUUCCUAUAUCACACGGUAGACUACUUGCAGGUAUAUUUGGUAUCAGUGAAGUAGUGAGCGACAAGAAGUAAGAAAAAGUAAAUAAAAGAGAAUAUGUGACUGAUCUUCCACCAACUGUAAAUUUCUUAUAUUUUUUGUAUUACUUUUUUAAUUAAAAGCUUGUAAAUAUCUAAUAAAAGAGGUCAUCCUAUUUCUAUAAAACCAACGUUUAAUUCACCAAUUGAAAAAUUAAUGUUCAUCAGAUUUACAAAACUAAUAUUUGCAUAUUUGCGGAAAUAUUCAAAAAUAGAUA